Penicillium longicatenatum is the source of this 1674-nucleotide messenger RNA. RefSeq lists its product as uncharacterized. Bases 1 to 1674 code for a protein of 557 amino acids. NCBI's taxonomy places the organism in Eukaryota, Fungi, Ascomycota, Eurotiomycetes, Eurotiales, Aspergillaceae. The record is from RefSeq and is a predicted model, not a curated record. The transcript has 3 exons. Gene Ontology annotation, biological process: amino acid transmembrane transport. Gene Ontology annotation, cellular component: membrane. Gene Ontology annotation, molecular function: amino acid transmembrane transporter activity.
AUGCCUCCUAGGAACGUCACUUCGGUGGCGCCAGCCAACAGAAAUUCGUCGACUUCUUACGUCUCUGGCAUUGACUUCGGCAACGAGCAAAAGGUUUCUCAGGACAUCAAGGUCGCUGAUACCGAGCAAAAUGAUGGCGAGGAGUCAGGUCCCGGACAGCUGAAGCGCCGCCUCAAGAGCAGACACUUGCAAAUGAUCGCUAUUGGUGGAACUAUUGGAACUGGUCUCUUCAUCUCGAGUGGUACUGCCCUCGCGGAAUCCGGCCCCGCCGGUGCGCUGAUCGCAUAUAUCUUCAUUGGUACAGUCGUCUUCUCUGUCAUGGUCUCCCUCGGUGAGGUCGCAACCUUUAUCCCCAUUACCGGUGCCUUCACAUCCUACGCUGCCCGAUUGAUCGACCCCAGUCUUGGCUUCUCCAUGGGCUGGAUCUAUUGGUUCAACUGGGCCUCCACAUUCGCUGUCGAACUUACAGCCACCGGAACGAUCAUACAAUAUUGGCGAGAAGACCUGAACAUUGCGAUCUUCAUUGGAGUCUUCUGGGUCUUGAUCACGGCUUUGAACUUCAUGCCAGUAGGAUUUUAUGGCGAAGUUGAGUUUUGGUUCUCUACGAUCAAGGUUGUGACGGUCAUCGGCUUCAUGAUCUUUGCGAUUUGCGUUGAUUGUGGCGUCGGAAAACAAGGUUACUUGGGCUUCCACUACUGGAAAGAACCCGGUGCUUUUGCGACUCAUCUUGUUGACAACCCGCCGUCCCUGGGCAAGUUCGUCGGUUUCUGGGCCGUGCUCAUUCAAGCCGGUUUCUCUUACCAGGGAACUGAGCUGGUCGGUAUCGCCGCUGGAGAGACCGAGAAUCCCCAGAAAACCGUGCCCUCGGCCAUUCGCAAGACCUUUGUCCGCAUUGGUCUUUUCUUCGUUUUGACCAUCUUCUUUAUUGGCUUGGUUGUGCCCUACACCAAUGACCGGCUCGCAACAGCCCAAACUAACGGCUCUUCCUCGCCUAUGGUUAUCGCGGCUGACCUCGCCGGUAUUGCUGUGCUACCAAGUCUGAUUAAUGCCGUUCUUUUGACUGUUGUUUUGUCGGCAGCCAACUCCAAUGUGUACAGUGGUAGCCGCGUUUUGACUGGCUUGGCUAUCGAGGGAUUUGCGCCCAAAUUUUUCGCCCGCGUUACCAAGAAGGGUGUCCCCUACGUUAGUGUUGCAUUCACCGCUGCGUUUGGUCUCCUUGCUUUCAUGAAUGUGUCCAACGACGCAGGAACAGUCUUCAACUGGCUCGUCAACCUCUCCAGUGUUGCUGGAUUCAUCACCUGGUCAUGCAUCAACGCAUGCCACAUUGCCUUCAUGCGCGCACUUAAAACCCGGGGAAUCUCACGCGACGAUCUUCCCUAUAAGGCGGUUGGCCAGCCGUGGCUGGCUUGGUAUGGUCUGUUUUUCAAUAUUCUGAUUGCCAUCACCAACGGAUUCGCCUCAUUCAUCGGUGGCUUCAAUGUCUCUGAUUUCUUCAUCGCCUAUAUCUGUGUGAUCAUCUUUGUUGUGCUUUAUGUCGGACACAAAGUGUGGACACGCUCAGCUUUCAUCUCCCCUGCCGAAGCUGAUCUUGACACUGGCCGAAUCGAGUUUCAGAAGGAGAUCGAGGUACCUCAGCCCUGGUACUGGAGUCUAUGGGGUUGGAUCACCAAAUAA